This is a messenger RNA of Laccaria bicolor S238N-H82, 1869 nucleotides long. RefSeq lists its product as uncharacterized. Lineage: Eukaryota; Fungi; Basidiomycota; Agaricomycetes; Agaricales; Hydnangiaceae. The record is from RefSeq and is a predicted model, not a curated record. Bases 1 to 1869 code for a protein of 622 amino acids. The transcript has 3 exons. Gene Ontology annotation, molecular function: zinc ion binding.
AUGUCUCAGAGGCAUGCUUCGAGAACUCCAUCCUAUUCUGCAUCCCCAGCCUUUCAACAGCAUAAAUUGGAGUCGACGUCACUUUCUUCAUUGCGCCACCUCUUUCCUCCCCCACUCUCUUAUUCCCAAUUCCUCGUCAUUCUACUUAUCAAUGUCACUACUCAUUCAACAUGCACACAAUCUAUCCGCCACUUUCUUUCCCCUCGAAAUGUCUUCCCUAGGUGUCCUCACGUCUUUUUCAUGUCGCAAAUCUCAGAAUCCGAUCUCCGUGCGAGUUCUCCCAAGGCCACAAAUGGGCUCACUGGAUAUACCUGCACAAACUGCGGUCAGUUUGCCAAGUUUAGGAUCUGCCAGAGCAAUGCGAAAGGGAACAGGGGGCGCCUUAUAGCAACGUGCCACCUUGCGAAUGAACAAGGCGAACCCUGCCAGUUCUUUCGCUGGGCCCCAGGUUCAAGCAAAUCACCUAGCGCAUCGCCUCCUACACUCGCCACCCCCACUCUUCCUUCCAUCCCUGUUGCUGCCACCUACACCUCUGCCCCUGCUCCCGUUACCACCACUUCCAGUGGUCCGAAUCCCUCAAAGUGCCCUAUUCAAGGUUGCGGGCAGACGCGCCUCGCGGAUGACUGUACGCGCCGGUUCUGUCGCAAGCACUGCCUCGACGCAGGUGGUUGCAGCUCCAAGACGCACAGGAAAGUUGGACAGGCUUCUCUCCCUCUUCCCUCCGACCCCUCUACUACAACCCCGUUGCCCGUUGCUGAGAGAUAUGGCUCACAAACUCAGCCACCAUCCACGGCAAUUGUUGCCAACGACAUCUCCUCUCAACCCCUCGACGCACGGCCCGACGCACGCUUCGCAUCACACCUCCUUCCCAUUUACGUCGAGUCGUUGGCACGCGAGCAAGCGCUCGAGCUCUCCAAGAGCAAACUUGAUGCCGAACGCAUCGCUAGCGCCAAGCAAGCUGUACAAAAGGUUACUGUACAUGCUUGGAGGCCUGAUAAUGCUGAACCCGAAAGCUGUCAAUUACAAAAAGGGUUUACAUGGCCCUUCUUGAAGCUGUCGUCGGCCGCUCUCUCUCUUGUCGGGCUUCAAGCAUCAGUGGAGUCUAGGACUUUGCAGAUGUAUGAUGAGUCGGAGGGAUAUUGGUUGACGGUCGGCGUGGAUCAUAUCAUUGAGGUUCACGAGGGUCAGCACGUCUUUCUCAGGGACCGUUCGGUGCGCAAAUGUGAACGAUUUGACGAACUCUUCAAUCAAGUCUCCCGCCCCCACCUCCGCAACAACCUUCCUCAAGAACGCGCUUAUGUCCGUAAUGCAUGGAGGUCUCUUAUCCCUGCCGAUGGCUCGUCGUCACCUCAGAAGCGCAAGGCGGCAUCCCCACCCAACCUUCUCCCACACGCUGUCAAACGUGAGCGUUCAUGCUCAAUGUUGCCUGAAUCUAUCUCUCCACUGUCACCAUCCCUGCCUAGUGCCUCGUCGUCAUUCCUUCCCUCACAAACAUCACCGACAUCAGCUGCUGGCUUGGUAGAUGAUCCCAUUGAGUUGAGUGACGGCGAAGAGAAGAAGUGGCCGAGGGACUAUUUUGUCUGUGACGUUGCGCGCUGCUUUCGUGAUGCCAAGACUUCUGUCCGUGGGCGUCGCGCUCGUACUGCCGCCAUUAUCUUUCGUGAACAUUUCCCCGGCCUCGCCUUCCACUCAUCUACCUUCUCCGACAAUAAAGCCAUCUGGAGACAAGCACCACAACACCUUAAGCACCACUACCUGUGUGCUAGCAGAAAGGAAGCAGGGUACUGGUACAAGUUUGCUGCAGAGGUUAAGGAACAUAUGAGGGCGCAGGCCUCGUCGUCAUUAGAUGUAGUUGAGCUUAGCGAUUGA